Messenger RNA from Cladocopium goreaui, 3699 nucleotides. The record is from the annotation of a GenBank genome assembly. Lineage: Eukaryota; Dinophyceae; Suessiales; Symbiodiniaceae.
AUGGCAGUGACGCCAGUGCUGCGACAUGGUGGGACCCCAUACGACUGUGAAACGCAGGUGGCUUUAUCAGUUCCCGAUCGCGAGCGCCUGGAUUGGGAGUUGAUCGUCCUGGACGCCAGUCGUGCCACACAACUGGGGCGCCAUGUCAAGCUGCGCCGUGGUGAUCGAAUCCUGCGGGUUGAGGAGGCCAUGACGGUUUCAGAGCUGAGGGAAAUGAUUGCAAGCCUGGCUGCGUUGGACUCCCGUGGCGCAGAAGAGCCCGAGGCUGCGAUGGAUGGAAAACCCCUGAGAUCCUCAUAUCGAAACAUGCCGAUUCACGAGGUGGAGCUGCUGGUGGAUCUUCGAAGCUUGCGAGAGGCCGACAAAGCUUUGGAGAGCGCACUACCACUCUCCUGCAAGGAACUUUUGCUUGUUAAGCUUGUUGACAGCUUCUUUGCGUUGAACUUUGGCAUCGAGAACCCCACUCUUCCCCAGGGCUUCAAUCUGAACCCGGAAUUCCCGGCUGCGGGCUCAGCACUUGAGACUGUGGCGAGGAGUCGCUGGGACUGCCGCGCCCUGGCCGCACCGAAAGCUCAGAGCUACACAGAAAAGAGUCAAAGCCUUGUCACUUUCGAGGGCAAGGACCAGAUCAUGAUGACUCGGCUGAGGAGGGUGAUCCGGGACCUGAACGUCCAAGAAGCAUCGCAAGUGGUGGAAAAGCUGACGAAGCGACCGCAGCCAUCUCUGUUGGUAUUUUCUCCGGCCGAUGCGGCAGCAGAUGCGGUGGAAUUUGAGGUGGAGCGACUCAGUGAGACGCUGCUUGGCGCUGCAGGCCUGACUGGCAGUGGAGGAGGUGGACGUGACCUGUGGAAUGCUCUGGUGACUGGCAGCCGGGGUGCCUUGGCAGAAGCAGUGGACGAAUCCGGCGCAACGGAGGGCUUCACAAUGCCGUUGGAUGGCCUGUGGCUGGAGGCCUUGUACAAUGUGGCUGCCAUAGCUUUAGACUUGCGCCGAGAGGAGAUUCAAUUCUACACAGACGCCUGGUGUACGCGCACCAUUGAGAUGGACUGGCACCGUCAACUGGACGAGAUUGAUGAGACUUUGGGCUGGGUCUCCCAGCAGGUGGAACACCUCAAGGCCAAAGCUCAGCAAGUCCUGGUGAUGCGGCGAUUAGAAGGUUGGGUGCUGACGGUGCUGACUGCGGGGAGGUGGGCUAUGUGUCACCCCUUGAUUAAACCUGCCUUGACCCUGGAAUCCCUGGAGGUGUUUGGCAGAUUCCGUCUGCAGGCCUUGGAUGUUUUGCACCCCAAGAUGAUUAGGUGUGGAGACCUCUACAAACCCACAGAUGGAAGUGCUUCGAAGAUCGAUGAGUUCAGUGAGUGCAGUAUCUCAGAGCAUCACUGCGUCCCACAGCAGAAGUUGACCUGUUCGAUCCCUCGAAAUGCGAAAGGACGGCUGGAGCUCAACACAUUGACUGGCACCUGGUAUGUGACUCGCGGCUGGAAUCCCAUGUUCGAUUGCUUCGACUGCCAGGUGCAUCACUUCAGCCUUCAGCAAGGAGCGAAACCUCUGCUGGGUGAUUUGAAGUAUGCGGUGAAGAAGGACUUGACUUGCACUGCGCCGAAUUGCGACUAUCUUCCACGUGAGGUUCAUCAAAGCUUUGCACAAGAUCCUGAGAACCCCAUGCACCUCAUCAACCACAACAACUCAGCCAAGGAGAUGCACUAUAUGGAUGACUGGUACGUCUUGGCAUCCCGGCCGAAUGUGUACGCGCUGAUCUACUACUGUGGUUGCAAUGAUGCCUGCUGUGGCUACGCUGGUGCCGUACUUUACACACGAAGUCCUCGCUUUGAGGACCUUUCUACUCAGGAUGUGGAAGAGAUCAAAGGGGCCAUCAGUGGCGCAGAGGUCCAUGGUUUUGACUUUGAAGGUCUUUGUACUCCCGUGGCAUCCUCCUGUGAGGGAGCUGCAUCGAAUGCGCCCGCGGCAAAAGGCCAUGGAAGAUGGAUAGGGUGUGGCCAGAUGAAUUUCAAGCUUCUCGUGCCAGUGCUGCUGGCUCUUGCAGUGCCGCUGGCAGUAAAGCGAGCUCACAUUCCCCAACACUUGCUUGGACAUAUUGCACUUCAUCAAGACGACCUGAUCGAUGCGGAGAGCGGCCGAAAGCUGAAUGAGAUCCUACGACAGAUGGGAGCGGAUGAGAUUGGAUAUCCCACGAACAUCGCGGCAGAUUUGAAAACGGGCGUGAAAAAGGUCCAACACCGGCAUGUGGGUGAAGCUAAGCCCGUGGAGGCGGAUGGGAGCUGCUCUCAUCAUCUUCUUGUCCGAGACGGGAAUAGCAGUGACUGUAUUCUACCACAGCGCAUUGAUGUUGGGAAGCACUUCAUCAUGACAGGAGGACCUGAAGCCAUUCGUGAGCCAUAUGAAGAUAUGAUUUCGCGGGUGUCUUCCUUCGGACGAUACUUGUUCGACCUGAAAGAGCUGCCCGUGGUGGAGAAGCUCUUUGAAAAUCCCAAGUUUCUGCACUUUGCCAAGAGCGUGUGCCCCAAAGACAAGCAAGUUUUGGACCCGUUUCAGUUCAACUUCAUCCUCUCCGUGCCUGGUCAAACAGUGGCGCUUCACCUGGAUUCACCGUACUUUUUGGGUGCCACCCGCUUUCAAGUGCCACAGUGGCUGUUGGCGGUCAUGGUCUUUAGCGGCCUCUUCCAAGAUCGCUUCAUCGACCAGGUGCAGGUGGUGGGUUAUUUGCACGAUCAAAUGGCCGUGGAAGACCGAAGCUCAGGAGGUUUGGGCAAAGUGUCAACAUCCUUCAGAGUAGAUGGAAGCAAAACUCUGCAUGCUGCAGGGGUGUUCAAGCCUGAAGUCAAGACACCCUUCCUCGACAAGGACAAAGACAAUGCCUUGUUCUACGCUGGUGAUGAACGGUGGGAACUUCGAAGCGAGGGAGAGGUGGUCCAACGCUACAACUCCUCUGAGCUGAGGAUGACCAUCGUUUACAGGGCGCGCUGCUUUGCCUCCGAGAAGGAGAGGCAGAGGUAUCUCAAGCAGGCGCCCGAAGACAUGCUCAGUUUAGAAGGCAUUUUGGAGACUCUCACGAAUGAUUUGGUUGCACGGCGGAAGCUCUCCAGGGAGCAAGCGACCAGCAUUCAUCGUUUGGAUUUGGCGGUGAUGCUCUUGGACACCUACAUUAAGUAUCCACUGCCUGACCUUCAACAUGCCAUGGUACCUUUGAACUACUGUGCGCUUCCCCGACGAGCUGGCAGAUUUCAUGAACCCCUGAGCCGGAUUCUGAGCCCGUUCUGCCGACGUUAGGAAACUCUGAAGAAAGUCGUUCUGGUCCCAGUUUCGGGGGUUCCGAAGGACCCAACCAGUUGUUGCCCGAAUUGAUGGAAGGGUCCAGAACAAAAGCUGGGAAUACCUUUGGGUUAUGUUGAUGUUUCACACCCUUGUGACCCUUGCCCUCUGGUAAUGGUCAGUUGGACCAGCCACAAGGGUCGCUUUGGUUCUUUUAACCUCUGAAUUUUGUUAUGCUGCUUGGAAGAGGCAUGAAGAAGUCUUUUGAGACUCCUUUGGCGAGGAAAAUCUGGGUCCUUGAUGGCGGCCUGCUUCAAAGCCUGGUGCCGGCGGAUACCCGGAUACCCUUCGAGAUUAUCCCUUCAGACUGAUGCAGAACCUUCGAAAAUGUCUGUGCCAGAUCCUUGUUGACAUGCAAGGAAAAGAUGG